CUCGAGAUUUCUCCUAGCGAGAGUAUCGAAUGAACGUAGCGUGCACGCGCCGUAGCUGAAAAACGUAAGCUUGGAUACUACGUCUGUGCUAGUACGUGCUCCGUACACGAAAGUUAUUCACACACGCUAUUCAUCGGCUUGUGCUCCUCCAUUACGUACAUAACGUGAAACGUAAAACGCUACAUACUAGUCUGUACGUGUGUCGUGCAGGUGUAUAUAAGCAGAGUUGCGCACGUCGUACAUGAACACCAAAACAUCAUUUUGAUUCCGAGGUGAUUUCUUGGUAAAAUAGGCGAAUAUAAAACGAUUAGUGUCUAUUUCUUGGUGGAUUGGUAGGGUAAUCGACGUUAGUUAAAAGACAAGUGAUUCGUGGAUAUCGAGAACAACCGGUAAAUAAGAUUUUGGACGAGAGAUCAAAGCAAUCGAGGAAAGGGCGAAUUUGAGUGCCACUGCACAAGCGCGAAUAAGACAGAGAGACUCAAAGAAGGUUAGAGUGAGAUAGCGAUAGGACGCUAGGUACGGUGCUACGGUGGUAGUGAAUGGAACGCGGCCCCCACGGGUGAGCGUAGUACGACGCUCCACGGGCUAGCGUUGCACCAAUGACCAGCCGGGACGGGCGAUCACGUGACGUGCGUGCCGAGGCAGCAGCAGAACAUUGCAAAUGACAAGACGCGUAGGGCAUUGUCGUCGCGCCGCCGCUACCACCGCUCCUGUCGUAGUUGCUAGUGAAUUCGUCGCGCCAUUGUCGUCGUUGCUGCUACUAUCGUUGAUGAGAUCUCGCCCGCCACCGAUUAGUCGAAGAUUGUAAAACGAUCCUGAAAAUCUGUCUUCGGUACUGUCGGCACUACCGCUGCUGUCGCCGCGUGUGCGCGACAAAGUCGCGGGUGCUCGGAGGCCUCGUGCCCUGAACGGUGCCCGCGGCGCCCCGUCCUUAGCAGAACAUAUUCGAAAUACAGUGUACCAUCAGAUAUACCAGCAUCGACGGCCUGAGUGCCAGCUGCCUAUAUGACAAAAUGUCGGGAUCACAGCGAAUGCGAAAGUCCUCGCCAUGCUCGACAUCAAAGCAAGGCCCAAUGCGCGCGACUCUACCCGUAAGCUCGCUGCUACGACAAGGCCGGCAAGGCAGCAGUCUCAGGAAGAGCAACAGCAACAGUCCCACUGUAUCGCCAACAAACGCGAGUGCGUGGCGGGCCCGCAUCUCGCCGGAGACUUCUUCCUCGGGACAACGAAGCCCCGGUUCCCUCUCUUACAAAGCAAAAUCAAAAACAUUAAGUGGAAGAUGCAGCGAAAGUUUAAGUGGAAACCAAAAUAUUCGAAGGACAGCAUCAUUAGAUACAAUCUAUUUGAAAGGACAAUGGCCUCGUGAUUCGUAUUACAUUCAUUCUAGUCUUCUAUUGGUUGAUAAAUCUACACAGACAGAAGAAUGGUCCAAUGAACCAAGAAAAUUACACACCCGUCAUCCUACAGAACAAACUACUACAGAUGAAAAAUUAGAAAAGUAUUUCAGGCAUCGGUUGCAACGUUCAGGUAAGGAAGGUACCAGCAGUAGAGAACGAACAGCAGCAUUUGGACUUAUAAUGCCAGGUGGACCACCACCAGCUUUUCCUGCAGAUCACACAGUUUUACCCAGUAUUGCUUCACAAACGUCUAUACACAAUCAAUUUGGUUUGAGUACAAAGGCAAGUCCUAUGAAUAUCCCUGUGAAACCAAUGAGGCCUCCAAUGCGUUCUUCUAUUGAAGGAUUAAAUCAGGAAAUUGAAGGAUUGGUUCUCAAAUCUGCAGCUAACCCUAGUGACCCUGAUCAUCCAGUGGAAGACAAAUAUGCACGGUAUCGUGAACAAAUUACACCGGAAGGUCAUCGUGCGCCAUUAGCAGACCUACUGAGGGCUACUCGUAGUGUGAACACACAAACGCCAGCUACUGACCUUCCCUCCAGUUCUUAUUCUUCAGGCCCUCCAUCUAGGAAUUCUGAGUCUCCGCUGAUUCCUGGUCUUAUGGAUGCGUCCCGUCCGCCUAGCGAUCUCUUACAAGGUGGAAGUCGUGGCUCAACCCCCGAACAAGAUAGAGAAGGGCGUCUUGGCACCUCUCCUCACAUUAAUAGGUUCCUUGCAAGAGAACCACCUGAUGGCUGUGAGAAAGUCAAUCUUAAAUUUGUAGAAGAUGCCAGGCGACCCAUGAUAGACUUGAGCAAACUAGACUAUUGCCCAAAGCCGUGUGUAGCAUUCCAGUUAAAACCUAGCUUGGGAUCAGCGUUCCUGCCAUUACAACAGCCAGCCAGUCCAACAAUGGUUGCCAGUGCAUCACCCUCUUCGCAUACAACACCAACUACACCUCCUCCAAACCCAUAGUCCUGCUCUUUACCUUACAGAAUAAUGUUCACAAACCCAAUUGGUAUAUAUAUAUUUUUUUUGAAUGACCUCAUGGGUAGAAAGUGGUUUACUUUGAUAUGAAAGCAUAUACCAACAAAGAAAAGUUACCGAAAAAGCAGCCUGUUUUCAGUGCGACCCAACGUUCGGGCAUCGUGAAUGUGUAAUUAAAAAGUUAUAAUUGCAUUGAUACAAAAUAUUGAAAGCAUCUGAGCUCCGUUAAUGUUUCAAACCAUAAUAAAUACGAGGAACAAUAAUUUGUGAUAACUAAAAAAACGACAUUUAGGAAUGAACAUUGUGUUCUACAGGGAGAAAGACUAAUAAAAAUUGUGUAUUCUAAAUUUAGUGCUAAAAUGUGCUAAACAACUUUAGUUUUGUAUACAGGGAUAAAUAUUCAAAUGUCAGAGUAUUAAAUUUGAUUGUUGGAAAAAGCAAAAUUAUACAGAUACAAAAUGGGUACAUGUGCCUGGAUAUGUACAUCGGUACCCCUUUAUAAAUUUUUCAUUAGAUCUUUCACUGAAAUUAUUCAAUUGCAUACUGGAACGAAACACUUGUUAGAAUUUUGUAUUGUUUUGUAUUAUUACCUAUAUGCUGAAAAUAUUGAAAUUAUUAUUAUCUGAGGAGCUCGAAAAUAGUGUGUCCCUAUGGUACAUUAUUUUUUAGAAUUAUAUUCUCUUAGAAUUAUUCACGUACAUUCUUUAAUCCUUUUUUUUAAGGUCGCGUAUGUAAGAUAAAGACGUAAAUUAAUUGUCAUGAUAGUUUAUUUUGUAUUACGUGUACAAAUGUGCACUUUUGCAUAGCUUCUUUUUAUAGUAAUGUUUCUUAGAUGAUAAGUUUUUAUUUUGAAAGUAAAACAAGAACUUUGUUCAAGUAUAGUGUUCAGUGUCAUAAAGCAACUUAUGGAAGUUCAGUUAAUUGCAAGAGUAUAUUCUGUUGUUUAAUAACUAAAUUACCAUAGGGCUGCAAAAUUUUUGGUUUAAUUUGUGUUAUGUUAGUUUACUAUCUGAAUAUGUACAACCAAUACAGCAUGCAAUGACAGGUUGACGGAUGUAUGAUAGAAUGAACCUAAUGAUAUAAGGUGGAAAUAUAAUGAAUAAAAAUAUGGCGAGUGCUAAAAUUAAACAUUGAUUAAAGUAACAAAUAACGACAUGUGCUUUAGCCAGUAUGGUAUCAGAUGUGCAUACACCUGGCUCCCUAACUUGGCACAGUAUGGGUGUGCGUGUAGGGUUUUGUAUAAACGUGGAUCAUAGUAAAGAAAUUUAUAAUCUGCGUUCUAUACAAAUAACAGUAUGCAUGUGUUGUAAUAUCAGAAUCCUGAUUAAGCCAUCCACGAAUAACGCUAAGGCUUAUGGUAUUAUCGAAGUACGUAUUGUAUGAAUAUUAUAAGUAUUUGGAGUACUCUGAAAUUUAAUUGUUUAAAUUUGUAGUAGUAUUUGUGUGUGUGUGUAUACUUUAAAUAUAUUUUUAAUAAUUAGCAGUUAUUCGUUUCUCUAUUAAAUGUUUUUACAAUAAGAAUAAUCAAAGGAAUAUCAAAUAUUGUUAAAAAUAUCUUUGUAUAACAAACUAUUCACUCUAUAUAAAGAAAAAAUUUUGUAAGAGUUAUUCGUGUGAUGGCUUAACUUAUUAUUUAGUAUAUGCAGACAUAGCCACUCAAGAAGUUCAAUUUAUUUUUUGCUUUCUAAUACAGAACGUUUUGCAAACGAUUUUAUAGUUAUGGUCUGAGGAAUAAGGAUCUUAAUAAAAUGUAAGAUCAAGAGCAGGGAAGAACAGUUUUUUAAAUACAAUAGUAAUAUACUUUCUAAUAUUAUAUUGUAUCUAGCUACAACAGUGAAAAAUGUUAACACAUAAAGUACCUGGCACACUGGUCUAUGCUCUCUUUUAUCCAGCUCACUAGAAAGUUCAUGCCUUAGAAUGCGUGGCAAAGUGUGCUAAAUAGACAGGAAGGUUAAUGAGAGAGUCAGGAUAUAUACAAGAUGCACUGGCUAGUUAACAAGUAUACAAUACAAAACUAAUCUGCUAUCUACUAGCUUAAGAAGAUUUUCUUUUAUUUAUUUUCGCUAUGGACCUAAAUGACAUCUAUCCCAUUGCUGUAAGAAUACAUGAAUGUAAACGUUAAGUUUGCAGGCGCUCUAAAAAAGGGAGACAAAAUUUAUCGACCGCGUAUUUCAUCUGUUGGUAUUUUCACUUAAACGGGGGAGAAGAAAAAAUGUUUUAAUAUAAACACAUUGUAUUAAUCAUAGUGAAUAAAAAGUUUCAUACUUUUACUAAUAAGCAGAAAAAGAAAUUACUUUAGAGAGAAGCUAGCCUUAUUAUUUUUGACUACACUCAUGAGGCUCCACUUUUUAACCUUCAUGUACUUGCAUAAUGUGUUAUCAUUAUUGUUAGCUUUUGUUGUCAAUUUCAUAAACAAAAGAAUGUGUGUAAAGACUGCUAAACUAAAGAUUACUUGUUAUUUGGAUAUACCUAAAUUUAAAGUUAAAUAAAAUUAGGCUCAAAUUUCUCCGAUUACCUAUGAAACAAUAUAGGUACUCUUUAAUUCGUUAACUAAACGAUCCUUAUGUGACUACUGUUCGGUACAUUCUCUUUACAUAUCUAAAUCUGAGCAGGCUUCAGAAUGGCAAAAUGAUUAUGUCAAUUACGAAUUUAUUUAUCCCUAGGACUGCCCAGGACGUAUCGUUGUAGUAUUUCGUACAAUAAAAAAGAACACAGAGAUUGUUAAACAUGAUUGUAAUUUGUAAGAUGCUCAGAAUUGUGUAAAUUUUUUAACGCGUAAAACUUGUAAAAAGAUAUGUACUUCGAGAAUUUUAUAUAUUUGGUAAAGUUAAAUGCAGCUUUUAUUCAUUGUUUUUUAAAUAAAUACGUAGAAUAUUAUUUAUCGUUUUUUAUUGAAAGCAGAGAAAUAUGAAACCUUCUUUAUGUAAUGUUUUCUUGUAAGAGUAUAUUUUCGUACAUACAACCUUAUAAAUGUUUACGAGAUUAUUUAGAAAAUUGUUAUAAAUUUUAUAUUUUAAAAAAUUAAAUUAUUUUACAUUUUAAAAUGUAUAAUUUUUUUUAUAAAGAUUCGUUAUAAACAUAGCUUCUUCUUUAAGCUCAGUUACACAAUGUUUCUUAGCGAAUGGAGUUAUAAAAUAAAGUUAUAUAUUGUGUAAAGAGUAUCUUACAGUGCAAGGCUAUAAACAUCUUAUUAGUAGUUCACAACGGUACAUCGAAAAUUAAUAAUUUAUACAUAAGGAUCUAUCCACCUUCUAGUCUGUCCUAGGGUUAAAUCAAAAUUAGUCAGCGAAGAGAGCUAGUGAAUGUAAAUAAUAAUUUAAAGCCGUUUACGAUGAAAUCUUUGUACGGAACGUAGUGACUAAGGCCAACGAAUUCUAUACUUUUCGUGCGUCUCGCGAAAGUUCGUUGAACGAAAAAAACUUGUGGAACAAUGCGAACUUUAAAAAAAUAUGUGUAUAAAAGAAAUUACCAUAAUACGAGCUGUCCAUAGUCAACAGAGAUUAGACUCCUUUUCCGAACAGCACAAUGCAAUUGUCAAAAUCAUAGUAAAUAUUAAUUUUAUAUAUAUAAUAUAAAAUUAAUAUAUAUAUAUAUAUAUAUAUAUAUAUAUAUAUAUAUAUAUAUAUUAAUAUAUAUAUAUUAAUUUUACAUUUUUUUAUUAUAUUUCGAAAAUUUCGAAUUUAUUAAUUUUAUUUGAAAUUUUAUGCGUUUCAACAUCUUGUUUUCUAGUAAACACACAUGCAACACACAUAUUUUACAUUUUAUUACCAUUUUGUUCUUUAUUUGCUUGAAAUGUCAUUUAUCUCGACAAUAUAUUCUCUAAUUUAAACGAUAGAUAGUCACACACAUCUCUAUGAAUCGUAAAUUUAAUGAGUACUGUUUUCAAAUAAGUACCGCGUAUCAGUAUUGUAAAGUAUGUUAAUUUCUCGUGAUCGAGAUUUAUUUUUUCUUUAAUCUUGAUAAACCUUCAUGAAACGUUAUAUGUAUAAAUAAACUUAUAUUUUCUACGGAAUAAAAUACUCUUUAAGAGAUAAGUUAUUAUACACUGUAUUUUUCGUGCAGUAUCAAAUUUCAAAAUAUAAAAGCAAAUUAAAGUAUAAGAUUUAGUGCAUAAAAAAAUAUAUAUUACCUUAUUUUUGAAUAUUUUAUCAUAAUAAUGCAUUAUUUAUAUUUGAUAUUGAAAGUUUUAAUGAUUCAUAUGUUUACGAAUACUUUAAUUGCUUUCAACAGUAAUCUUUGUUUUUCCUUUCUUUUUUUAUAUUUCUGUUAAAGAAUUGUAUUUGUCCAUUAAAUUUAAGUAUCGAAUUUAUAUUCUUAUCGAAACGUUAAGAACUUAUUUAACGAAUAUAUUCGAUUAUUUUUUCUCUCCCUAUUGCAAGUCAGAAUAUUAUUAUAAUAUAUGAUAUCGACUUGAAAUGAAUGUGUCUGAUUUGUAAUCGAUUUUAUAAGUAAUGUAAUCAUGUACCAUUAUGUUACGAAACUUACUAUGAUUAUGAUGCUAUGAUUGCGAUGCGCUAUAAGUAUAGAUUCCAUAGAUUCGUUUGAAGCGUAUGUAAUUGCAAUUAAUACAUUGACUGCCAUGCAACAAUGUCUUACUUUUCGAUACAUUUCGUAUCGAAUUAAAUGUAAGCGGCUUCGAUCUUUAAAGCAGCAAAUGUCGAUUUAUCGAGAUUUGUCAUUUAUAUUGUUGCUUGCUCGAGCUACAAUAUAAAGCUCUUGCCGCAACGUCAUCGAAUGUAUUAUAAUAUAUAACAAUAAUAUACAGGUGUAUCGUUGGUUCCUUUGUAACGAAAAAAUACAUUAUGGUUCCACAAUCGGCAGUCAAGGUAUUAAUGAUGAUUAUAUUAAUGACUCGAUAAACUUUGCUAUUACAAGAAACUUUUAUAUCUCAAUAUGGAAAGGUAAAAAACAAUUCACUGUCUGUGUCGCUCAGUAUAAAUACUAAUUCACAUUACGAUUCAAAUUUCAUUGUUAUAACGUGUAUUUAUUAUUUGAUAAGAGUCACGUUCGAGGGACAAAAAAUUACGCCCGAAUAAGUUCUUCGAUGAUUGGUUCGUUGUAAAAAUUCUCUUAUCUUACCUCUCCAUAGUGAGACUCCUAUGCAACUUGUUAAACCUGUGAAUCUUAUAUGCGAUUAGUUGUAUUAUUUACCAGCAUAAUACUGUAUGUACUUGUUCCAAUAACAAUAUGCACUUUUAUUUUUAUCAUAAAGUAUAAAUGGAAAAAGUGUACCUUUUUAUAUUACUGUUAAGGCGCCUUACAUGAAUAAAAUUUUUAGAAAACGAGAUUAAA
Molecule: messenger RNA, 7652 nt
Organism: Bombus pascuorum
Lineage: Eukaryota; Metazoa; Arthropoda; Insecta; Hymenoptera; Apidae
Product: protein FAM117B-like
Exons: 9
Coding region: 1014-2348 (444 amino acids)
Source: RefSeq, a predicted model, not a curated record